Geosmithia morbida is the source of this 2409-nucleotide messenger RNA. RefSeq lists its product as uncharacterized. NCBI's taxonomy places the organism in Eukaryota, Fungi, Ascomycota, Sordariomycetes, Hypocreales, Bionectriaceae. Bases 1 to 2409 code for a protein of 802 amino acids. The record is from RefSeq and is a predicted model, not a curated record. The transcript has 4 exons.
AUGGGGAUCCUCUCCAUGCAGCAUCCGACUCAACAUCAGUCACACCACUCGCGACCGUCGAGCGUGGUCAACCAACAUCACCACCCUCAGGCCCAUCCACCGCCGUCGCAACCGCCGCCGCCGCCGCAGCAGCAGCAGCACCAGCAGCAGCACCAGCAGCACCAGCAGCACCAGCAGCACCAGCAGCAUCAGCAGCAUCACCAGGGCGCGUACUCUGGCCACUCUCUCGCUCAGCACUACCAGUCCGGUGGCCAGCACUCUGGUCCGCCAGAGGCCAUCCCCUACUAUAAUCAUCCGAGCCCCUACAGCACGGCGAGUGCAAACGGCGGAUACGCAUCCGCAGACACCUCCGAGAUGAUGGCCGCCGCCCAAAUGCCGCGCCCCCCCUACCCUCCCAUGUCCUAUCAUACUCCCCAGUCCAACUCGCCGGCCUCGGUCGCCUCGCCGUCGCAACAUGACCAGCACCGGAGCAUCUAUGGACAGCCUCCGCCCCCCCAGCACAUGGCGCAAUCCCUCUACUACCCUCCCCAGCCUCAGUACCAGUCGAUGCCGCCGCAGACGACAGGCUCUCCGUACCCGCAACAUGCGCCGCACCACCAGCACCCCCAGCACCACCCUCAGCAUCACCCUCAGCACCACCCUCAGCCGCCCAUGACAUCGCAGCCGAGCAUGAUGAUGUCCCACCCGGCACCGCACAACCCCAUGGCCCAGCAGCACGCUCCCCAGCAUGCGCAGCCUCCCAUGAGCAACAGCCCGCGGCCCAAGCUGGAGCCCCAGCUGCCCCUGCAGCUCCACAAGCCUCAGUCGUCGCCCAUGCCCCCGGCCCACCACGCCGCCAACGGCGGCCAGCUGCAGAGCCCCGGGAACCCGGGCCCGGUUGUGAACCCCAACGCGGCACCCGGUCCCAUCCCGGCCACGACCCCUCCCGUGGUGAGGCAGGACGGCAACGGCGUGCAGUGGAUCGCCUUUGAGUACUCGAGGGACAGGGUCAAGAUGGAGUACACCAUCAGGUGCGACGUCGAGUCGGUCAACACGGACGAGCUCACGUCCGAGUUCAAGCAGGAGAACUGCGUGUACCCGCGGGCGUGCUGCCCCAAGGACCAGUACCGCGGCAACCGGCUCAUGUACGAGACGGACUGCAACCGCGUCGGCUGGGCCCUGGCGCACCUCAACAUCCCGCUGCGAGGCAAGCGCGGCCUGAUCCAGAGGGCCGUCGACAGCUGGCGCAACAGCAACUCGGACCCCAGGCUCCGCAGCCGCCGCGUCCGCCGCAUGGCCAAGAUCAACACCCGAAAGUCGGUCCAGUCGUCGCCUCACCCGGGCUCCCUCGCCGGACCUCCGAUGCCCGUUCCCGGAACGGCUCAGUCCGGACUGCCACCCGUGCCCGGACACAUGGGUGGCCCCGGCCCGCACAUGGGCAAGCCGGGGCUGGCGGGCAUGGGUCAGGCCCUCCACAGCCACCACCCUGGUGCUCAUCAGGACCAUACGGGUCAAGCUCCGGGUGACGAAGUCGACGUGAGACAUACCCAAGUCUUUACGGGGUACCCGGCCCCACCCAUGCCCGGUUCCCACCAGGGAUAUCAUCACCAUGCGGGGGCACCGGGAGCGCCACCGCCGAUGCAUCACGCGCCUCCACACUACGGAGGAGCCACCCCGGCAUACGCGGCCGCGACCGCAGCCGCAGCCGCAGCCGUCGGCGCAGGCGCGAGGAAGGACAAGCAUCGGCGAGCAGGUGCCGCCGGUGCGGUGGAUGACGAGGAAGUCGAGGACGGUGACGUUGACGGCCUGUUCCCCAACGUACCCGCCGCCAGGAAGCGCAAGUUCAUCCUUGUCGAGGAGCCGGACAGCAAGCGCCGUCUCAGGGUGAGGGCCACGCUGCAGUACCAGGAUACCGAGGGCAUGCCGGACGGGUUCAAGAGGGACGCGAGCGUCUACCCCCGGAGCUUCUUCCCGCGGGAGAUGAUCAGCGAGCCCGCGGGCGUCACGGGGGCGAGAUUCUUUACCGACGACGUCGACGUCGACGGCGGCGGCGGCGGCGGCGCCCAGGAGACCGAGGGGAGACGCCGCGGGAGAUCCGGAAGGGGCGGCGCCGGUCGUCGGGCGGCGGCGGCCAUGGUCAGCGUCUCGGGCGUCAGGGACAAGGUUGCCAUCCCGCAGAUGACGAGGGCUCGGAGGAGCAGGGAGUUCAAGAUGAACGAUCUAGGGUAUCGGAUGAAGUGGCUCCAGGCCAGGACGUUUAAUGGACGGAACGUCUUUCUGCAGCGAGCUCUGGACUGUUACCGCGACAAGACUUGUACCGCCAUCGAGAAUGCCCAGGCCGACGUGCGCGAGGUGGCACCGCACUUUGAGAUGAGGGCUGGCAAGAGGCGGUGGAACGAGAUGAAGCGUUCUCGUGGCGAUGAUGAGUGA